Neurospora tetrasperma FGSC 2508 is the source of this 237-nucleotide messenger RNA. RefSeq lists its product as uncharacterized. The coding region runs from base 1 to 237 and encodes 78 amino acids. The transcript has a single exon. NCBI's taxonomy places the organism in Eukaryota, Fungi, Ascomycota, Sordariomycetes, Sordariales, Sordariaceae. The record is from RefSeq and is a predicted model, not a curated record.
AUGCCCGAUGCCUUCUUACGAGGCACCGUGUCCAUCGAGGAAAGGGAAUUAGGAAUAGCGGUCAUUGAAAAUUCAACACGACGGACGCGAAAAACACUUGCCGAUGAGCUAUCCAAUUCAGCAAGGACAGGCGACCUGAAGCUAGUGAACAGUCAAAUGUCAACACCGGAUUACGAUGUAGCGGGACUAGCUUUGUCCAGGGUAAGUCUGACAACUGACGAACUAUCAGGUCCAUAA